AACUCGCUCGCGACCUGGAAGACGCAAGCUUCGGGCAUAUCGAUAGCAGAUUGUUACUGGACGUUAAUUGACUACUCAGACCCACAACAGUCCAAGGUCCCAGUGCUGGUUUUCGCGCCAGCCUGCAUUUUUAUUGUUAACAAGACCAGUCUACCAACCGAUUAAAAUAGUAAUUCGUCGUGGACUUCCCCACUGGGUGUGCCCUUUGGAACAAGCGAUAGGGCUCGGAGCUCGAACGUGUGCACAACGGGCAGAGCAUAUUGCCCGCCGCAGCUUUUCCACCCGUUGGCAGUCCGUCAGCGUUUAUCAGAAAGCUCUGGCGACGUGGUGCGACAGCGGAGGCAGCCCAGCGCGGCGCUGGGACAAACACAGUCCAACGUCGGGCGGUCAGCGCAGCACACCAGGACUGCGCCCGCCACGCGUGGCGGGCCCCGGGCGGCGCCGGGGCCUGAGCUCGACACUUCAGCAGCGGUAGCACGGCAGGGCGGGCCUGAUGGCAACGCCGGAGCAGGAGGGCGCUGCUGGGGAGGAGCUAUUCCCGCACCAGCGCUCCCGACUGCAGGCGCUAGUGUCGCACUUCGGCUUCAGCCCGCACCUGCAGCGGCCGGGGAAGGAGCCGCUAUUCAUCCAGAAGCUGUCGCCCGAUGACCUGGAGGACGUGGGCAGUGGCACGCUGGCCUGGCCCUGCAGCCGCCCCGACCUGGAGCCGCACCUGCAGCGGGCCACGUGCCGCAGCAAGGCGGGCUGCUUCUGCCUGGGCGUGCAGGUGCUGGCGCUCGGCGGCGGCGGCCACAGCGGCGGCGUGCGCAGCCUGGGCGAUGUGGACCUGUGGUACAUGGACUCGGCGGAGGCGGAGGACGAGGGCAUGUUCAUCGUGAACCGGCUGCUGACGCAGCUGCGGCCGCAGCUCCGGCUGCGUGACACGCUGGCGCUGUUCCCCACCACAGCCAAGAACAGAUUCCAGCUCGCCAUCUUCCCGGACGUGUGUGGCGAGUGCCUGGCGCCCAUCAGCGAAGACGCCACUGACGCUGUGCUGUGCGAGUGCUGCGAGGACAUUGUGGACCUCGAUUGCUCGGGGCUGACGGAGCUGCCAGAAGGUGACGCGGUCUGGUUUUGUCGGCACUGCAAGGCGCGGGAAUCGGGGUUGGCAGCCGAGCCGCUGCCACCGCGUGUACAAGCGCUGCUGGCGGCUCCCGCCAUCACCACCGCGCCGGAGCUCGCGCCAGCGGCGCCUGCGCUGGCGCGGCCAGCAUCAGCACCACCGCCACCACCGCCGCCGCAGUGUGAGGCACCAGCACCAGCGCUGCCACCGCCACCACCACCGGCGCAACCGCAGGCGCAACUUCCACACCCGCACCAGCACCAACACCACCAGCACCCGCACCAACACCAACAUCAACAGCACCAACAGCACCAGCACCAUCAACAGCACCAACAGCACCAACACCAUGGACAUGGACAUGGACAGGCUGGCGACGCUGCAGGUGGCGAUGACGGGCUCACAGUGGAGGUCAUGAUUGAGGAACCCGAGCCGCCGCCGCCACCGCCACCGCCGCUUCCGCCACGGCCGCCGCCCGCUCCACCACGGCCGCAUCUGGCACAGCCAGUUUCGGCCGUAGCUGCUGCAGCCACGGGGGCGCCGCCGCCGCUGCGUGCUGCGUCGAUGGAGGCAGAUCGCGGUGUGGUGGGACAGAUGAUCCCCAUGCAUGAGCUGCACCCGCCGCCGCGGCCGCCGCCGGGCCCGCGGCUGCUACACAAGCCUCCUGCUUAUGCGCACGCUGGCGGCGGCGCAGGCGGCGCAGGCGCGGAGAGCGACGGCGGCGGCGACGACACGGAGACGGAGGGUCUGUACGGCAGCGGCCAGGGGCGCGGGCAGGGGCACGUGGCCCAGCGGCAUCGUUACGGUCAUGGGCAGGAGCAGGGGCAGGUGCAGGUGGCCCUUCCCCACUCGAGCACGGGGCAUGCUCAGCACGCGCUAGGGAACGGCCACCAUGUGCACCAACAGCAUCAACAGCACCAACCGCAUCAGGGGGUGCAGGGGGUGCAGCAUUACACCGACGCCCAGCCCGGCUAUGCGGCGCACCCGCACCCGCACCAGCAACAGCACCAGCAGCACCCGCAUCAGCAGGCGCGCCAGCAGCAACGGUACUACACCGGCGGCCCGGGCGCGGAGGAGGGCGGCGAUGGCGAGGAGGAGGAGUAUGGGGACGACGAAGAGGAGGAGGGCGAGGAGGGCGAGGAGGAGGAAGAGGGGGACGAGGAGGAGGGCGAGGAGGGCGCCGCCGACCACACGGGGGGCGGCAGCUAUUCGGAAGAUUCGGACUCGCUCGAAUACGAGGACAACGUAAGUGAUGAGGACUAUAACACGGACGACAUCGACGACGAUGACGAGCGGCCUUCGCGCGGCCGCGGGCGCGGCCGCGGUCGGGGCCGUGGGCGCGGGCGUGGGCGCGGCCGAGGCCGGGGGCGCGGCCGCAGCAGCAGCGCCACCACCGCCGCAACCAGUCUGCGUGGGCGCGGCCGGGGCCGGGGGCGCGGCCGGGGCCGAGGCCGAGGCCGCUCCUCCGCGGCCGUGGACACUUCUGACGAUGACGAUGGUGACGGUACUGGGUCGGGUUACGAGCAGGAAGUGGAUCCCUCCUACUCGCCGGCAUCUGCGUACGGCUCUGGAGCGUGGGGCAGCGGCCGGGGCCGGGGCCGCGGUCGCGGCCGCGGCCGAGGUCGCGGCCGGGGUCGGGGGCGCGGGCGCGGGCGGGGCAGCCGCGGCGGCGCCGCUCUGGGCUCGUCCACCAUCACGCGCUUUGCCAAUACGAUGUCGCCGGCGGCGCGUCAGAGUUGGGAGGAGAAGUUCGGCAACCGCACCAUCGCCGCGGUGCCGUCGCAGGGCGCUCAACACCUCAUGAAUAGCGCUAUGAGCCCAGCCGCCAUAGCCGCAGCCGCAGCCGCGGCGGCGCGCGCGGCGGAGGCGGAGAAGGCCGCCCGGCUGGCCGCGGCAGGGCAGCAGCAGCAGCAGAAGCUGCCACCGGGGCGGCUGCGCUACAGUCUCGUGCAGCAGGAGCUGCAGCGGCAGCAGCAGCAGCAACAACAACAGCAGCAGCUGCAACAACAGCAGCAGCAACACCAACACCAACAGCACCACAGCUACCCAGCGAAGGGCCUGGCGAGCGGGCCUGAGGCGAGCGGCAGCGGGGACGGGGAAGGGGAGGAGGAGCAGGAGGGCGCGGGCGAGGACGAGCAAGAGGAGGACGACGACAAGUCGACCGAGUCUGCGGAUCCCGCGCGUGCGCAGCCGCAUUCGCAGCCCUCAGCGCGGGCGUAUGCGCUUCCGCACCCGCACUCGCAUACACUGCCGUCGCCGCAGCCCGCUACACAGGCGGUGGUGCUGCCCGCUACACAGCCUCAGCCGCACGCGUACUCGGAAGGGCCCAGCGCACACAGGCCUAGUGCCUCAGCCGGAGCCGGCGCAGCCGUGCCCGCCGGCGCGCCCGCCGCCUCCACAUCCGCCUCAAGGGAGGAGAUGGUGGCUGCCAGGGGCGGCCCCGAUACGCCGGAUCUGGACGCCACAACCGAAGGCGAACCGCUAUUGCUGCAUCAGAACCCGCCGCCACAGCCAGCUUCGGCGGCUGUGGCUGCGGCUCCGGGUGCGGCUGCCCCGGUGGCGGCUGCGGCGCCGCGGCUUAGCGGCUCCCCUCUGUCGACGCAGUCGCAGGAGCCGGCACUGCAGCGGCCGCACCCGGCGGCACCGGAGCUGUCGAGCGAGCGGCACCAGCAGCACCAGCACGAGCAGCAGGGGCAGCAGCAAGCGCAGCCGUUGCGGCAACCUGUGGAGGGGACGGAGGAGGCGGCGGGGGCGGCUUCUAUGCAGCGUGGGGCGCCGCUUCAUGCCGGCACCGCUAGCGCGUGCAACAGUCUGGAUCAUGGUGAUGGCCUUGGCGGCAGCAGCGACGGCGCCGCGGGGCGGGCGCUGGCAGUGACAUGCGCAGGGCAUGAACCCUUGCCAGAGGCAGAGGCGGAAGCGGCGGAGGGCGACAAUCAAGCGGGCGAGGAGGAGGAGGGGACGGCGGAGGCGCCUGUGCCUUAUCCUGCAGCGGCAGCGGCGGCGGCCGCCCAGUCGGCACCGGCAACCGCUCCGGCAUCGGCAGCGGCGCCGGCUGCGGCGGUGCAUCAGCAGCACUCGGCCUCGCAGCAUGUAGUUAGUGUCGUGCACGCGGGGCUCCAUGCCAGCAGCGGCAGCGACGGCAGCCGGGCUGAGCACCGGCAUGCGGAGGCAGAGUCGGCGGUGGGCGACACCAGCGCACACGCGGGCGGGGCACCAGCCGAGGCUGAGGCUGAGGCGGGCGCCUUGGAGGCGCAGACCCUGGAGGCGGGGGCCCUGGCGGCGGGGGCGGCGGUGCACGGCUUGGAUCACGCAGCAGCGCCUGCCCGGGAAGCGGUGGAGUGGGAGGCGGGGGCGGUGGGUGAGCUGGGGACGGGCGCUGCGGCGGCGCAUGCGCAGGAGCAGGAGCAGGCGCUGGAGAUGCAGGCACAGGCACCGGAGCAGGCGCAGGCGAAGGAGCGGCCGCAGGAGCAGACGUCGCCGCAGUCCGAGGAGCACGAGGAAGGGGAGCUUGACGAUGAUGCGGAGGUGGAGGCCGAGGCGGCAAGGCCAGCGGGCGAGGGCGCAGCAGCAUCAGGCGCUGUUGCUGCCGCUGCAGCACCAGCCAUGUCGCAGCCAGUGCCCGGAGGCGAAGCGGCGCAGUCUUCUCAGCCGCUGCCGCAACAAGGACAGCAGCAGCAGCAGGAGCAGCAGGCAGAGCUACUGCCGCCACAGCAAGAGCAGGGACAGCAGGCGGAGCAGCUGACGCAGCCGGCGGAGCAGGGGCAGCAGGCGGAGCAGCCGUCGCCGCAGCUGCCUCCGGUGGCGCACGCACACCAGCCGCAAGCACCGCCUCCGCAGCCGCAAUUGCAACCGUCUCAACCAGAAGAGCCUCCGCCGCCGCAGCAUCAGCCGCACCAGCACCAGCUGCCAGGCGGGUCGGCCCGGCCUUCACAGGAUGACGCUGCGUUGGCGGCGUCUGAGCGCACCACCUCGCCGGCUGUGUCCGCCCACCACCAACAAGCAUUCGCAGUCGCAGACGCAGACGCAGGUGCAGGCGCAGGCGAGCCCACGGCGCAGACGCAGCCAGCUCCAGACGUGCUCCAGGCAGGGCCUGCACAGGCAGGUAUGCAACUGGCGGCGACGUCCGGCGAAGAGCCGGCUGCAACGCAGGCAGCCGCCGAUGCCACGCCACCGGAGGCUCGGAACGAGGCGGGCGCCGGGCCGCAGCCGGUCGUUGGCGGCGGCUCCGCUGCAUCGUCGCCGGAAGUGACUGCUGCCGCCUCGCAGGCGCCUGUGGAGGUCGAUGCAGAGCCGCAGGUGGGCACAGGGGCGGAGUCCUCGAUGUCAGGAGCGCAGGCGCAGGCAGGGCCGCCGACGGCGGCGGCGGCGGAGGCGGGGGCAGGGGCAGGGCCGGAGGCGGGCUGCAGCUCACUGCUCGGGGCUGUGCAUGCCGCGUUAGACGGCAGCCCGGCGUCGCCUGGUUUCACCGCCGCGGCGGCACUGCCGCUGCUGCCGCCGCCGCCGUCGCCGCUGCGGCCGCCACCGUCGCCGCCGCCGCCAGGGCUGCAAGCUGCCUUGGCAGCGGCGAUGGGCAUCUCCCAGCCGCGCCACGGGACUAGCCGCAGCAUGCAUGCUGUGGCGGCGCCGGCUCUGGGCCCGCCGGCGGAUGGAACUGCAGCCGCCGCGGCGCCAGUGCCCGAGGCCCCGCCAGCGGUCGUGCCACCUGUCGUGGGGGCUUUACCGACAGGGCUGCAGGCGCUGACGCACGCCCCGCCUGCGGUGACGCCGCCGCCGCCGCCGCCGCCACUGGAACCUCAGCAGCCGCAGCAGCCGGCGGCAGUCCUGCAGCAAGUGCCGCAGCAGGUGCCGCAGGAGCCGCUGCCGCAGGCUCAGGAGGCGCAGCCGCAGGACCAUCAGCCGCAGGAGAUACAGUCCCAGGGGACGCAGCCUCACCAGGCGCUUGCUCAGGAGGCGCAGCCGCAGCCUCGGCCACGUUCGCGCUUCAUGGACAUGCUCAUCAGUGACGUGUUUAGCGACGACGGCAGCGAAGGCGCCGGCGGCGCGCGGCUGGCGGCGGUGGCGGCACCGUCGCCAGCAGCAGGUGCAGCGGUAGCAGCGGACGUGGCGCCACACCUGCUGUCUCCGACAGCGUUGGCGGCGGCGGCGGCCGCAGCGGAACUAGACCCACUCAUAGCGGCUCUGCCGGAGAUUGACCUGGCCGUGAUCGAGGACCCGGCCGCCGCGGCCGUGGCUGCCGCGGCCGCGGCGGCGGCGGCGUCCCCGGAGGCGGCGGCGGUCGUGGCGGCGGCGGCUGCCGCCGCCGCCGCGGCGGCGGUGGGCGUAGAUGCCGCGCAGCUCGGCAGCUGGCUGGCGGCACCGGAAGGCCAGCCGCACGGUCUGGGCAUUGGCGGGCAGGAGCUGCAGGGCGCCGCCGCCGACGUCGACGCGAAUGCGCCGCCGCCACUGGGCCUGCAGGCCGCCGUCGCCGCGGCAGCGGCAUCGGCGGCGCAGCCGCCGCUUCCGCUUCCGCCGGCGCCCGUGCCGGCGCCCGGCGAGCCGGGCGGGGGCCUGUGCGAGCUUGCACUGUCGCUGCUGUACCAGCUCAGAAAGGACCCGCGGCUGCCGCCGCCGCAGACGGCGCAGGAGCUGGCGGUGGAGCUGGCGGCGGCGGCAGCGGUGGCGCACCCGAUGUUCGCGGUGCCGCCGCAGUACCCGCUGGAGAUGAUGUUCGCGCAGGCCCGCUACGCCGACAUGCAGCCGGACGGCCCCGGCGGCGCAGACGGCGUGCCGCCCAAGAAGCGCGAGAGCAGGAAGCGCAAGCGCAUGCGGGAGGAGGCGGACCAGGCGGCGGCGGUAGCGGCUGCAGCCGGCCUGGCGGCCGCUACUGGCGGCGACGUCUUUGGCGCGGGCCAGGACGCCGUGGCGGCCGCAGCCGCCGCGACCACCGUGGCGGGCAUCGCGGCCUUUGUCACCGCCGGCGGCGCCAUGGACACGGCCGCCUUGGCGGCCGCGGCAGCGGCGGCGGCGGCCGCCGCCGCGACGCCGGCGGCCAACGGCCGCUCGCGUCGCGACCCGCGCGGCGCCGCGCGCAGCGGCGGUGGCGCCGCCCACCCCGACGGCGCCCCGGCGCGGCACCGCAUGAACCUGGGCUCCAAAAGCCGGCCGUCGCGCGGCCGCGCCGCCGCCGCCGCCGUGAUGGACAGCGAUGAGUCCACGGAGCGCAGCAGCGUCAGCAUGACCAGCGACAGCGGCAGCGACGACGACGUCAUGCCGGUGCCGCGGCGGCAGCGCCUGGCCGCUGCCGCCGCCAGCGCGCGGCCGACGGCUGCAGGCGACGCGACGCUGCCGCUGGAGGGGCUGGACGCCGUGUUCGGGCAGCCGCCGCCGGAGGCGGCAGCGGCGGCGGCGCCGGCGCCGGCGCCGGCGCGGCGGCAGCCGCCGCGGCGGGCGGCGGUCAAGGCCGUGCAGCUGUUCGCAGGUGGCAUGGCGGCUGACAGGAGCGACGUUAGCACUUCCACGCAGUCGAGCAGCAGCGACGAAGGGGGCAGCGGCAGCGGCAGUGGUGACGAUCGCGGCAGCGGUGGCGACGGCGGCGACGAUGGCAACAGCGGCAGCGGCGGUGGCCGCACACGCGCGCAGCAGCAGCGGCGCCGACGCGCUGUCCGCGCCGGCUUUCGUGGCAACGUUCGCGGCAAUGUGCGUGGCAGCGUCCGCGGCAAAGUUCGCGGCGGCGGCAACGGCGAUGAUGCGGAUGACGAGGGCGACAACGAGCGGACAGACACGGAGGCAGGAGGCGACGGCAGCGGCAGCAGCGGCAGCGAGGAGGAGGAGGAGGUGGACGCAACAGCGGCGGAUCAGGGUACCGCGGCGGCGCCUGUGCAGGCACCGGCACCGGAUAGCGUUGCGCCUGCCGCGCCGGACGUUGCCAGGGCGGCUGGCGUUGCCGCGGCCAUUACCAGCGGCACGGGGGCACGUGCGGCCGCCCAGGCACCAGUGGUGGCGGCGGGCGCCGCGGGGGAGCUGGCGCCGGGCCUUGCGGACGCGCACCCGCCCAUGUCUGACAUGGAGAUCGCGGCGCUGCUGCCGCACCUCGCAGACAUGGAGGACUUGGCCGGCGCGGCCGCGCCCCUGGCGGCGGAGCCAGCGGCGGAAACGGGCCUGCAACUAGCCGGACAGGCUGAGAUGGGCGCGGGAGGCGCUGACGAGGCGGACGAUGGCGGGCUGCCGCUGCUGCCGCCGUCGCCCGCGCCCACCUGGUCGCUCAACCCGCACGCCGACGACUCGGGGCUGCUGCUGGGCAGCCAUGGCGCUGCUGCAGGUGCUGCUGACGUGGACGCUGGCGAGGUAGCCAGCCCCGACGCCGAGGCGGCGGAAGUGGCAACCGCGGCGGCGGCAGUGCCCUUGGCCGCGGCGCCUGUGGCGACAGCGGCGGGGGCCAGGCCCCAGCCGCACGCUUCGCAGCAGCAGGCGGCGCAACAGCGGACCCAGUCGCGCGCGCCUCUGGGCCCACCGCCGCAGGCCUCGCAGCGCAGCCUCAGUCACGCGGCCACGGCUGCCGCUGGCCGCAGCGGUGGAGCGGCGGCGGGCGAGGUGGAGCAGCCGGCGCCGGCGCUGGCACAGUGCAGUGGCGGUGGCAGUGGUGGCGUAGCCCCUGUCGCGGCCACCCGGCAACAGAAGCGGUCCCGGGCAGCAACGGAUGCAAGCAACACAAGCGCGGCCGCUGUGGAUACAGGCGCCGCGGCAGCUGCCGGGAACGUCGAUGCUUUAGGCGCCCAUGCUAUCAGCAAGCGGCCGCGGCGCGCUGCGGCUGCUGCAGCAGCAGCAGCAGCAGCGCCACCACUACCACCGCAGCCGCUGCCCGCCUCUCAGAGGAAACGCCGGGCACCUACAGCGCCGUCAGGAGAAAUGGAUGCGCCGCCAGUUGACGCUCGCGCGACGCGGCAGCCCGGCUCUCUCGUCGUGGCAGCGGCUCGUGGCGGCGCCGGGGAUGCAGCCGUCAUCGGCGGACGCGACGGCGCAGCGACAAGCCCCGGCUCGGGCUCGGUCCAGAUGCGCGGCCGCGCUGCGGCCGGCGCGGUGCCCGCGGCUGCGCACCUGCCUGCACCGCUACCGCAGCAGGCGCCGCAGCAAGCGCAGGUCGGGCGGCAGCAGGCAGGCCUUCACCGGGCGCUGCCGCAGGCUGCCGCACCGCAGCGCACCCCGCAGCCGACGCCCCAGCAGCCGCAGCCGCAGCCGCAGCCACAACAGGAUCAGCAACAACAACAGCCGCGCGCGCCUGCAGCCCGCCGCACGCUGCCGCCGAUCGCGCCGGCGGCAGCCGGCCGCGCCUCCGCCACCCAGCCUGCCGCCGCUGCCUCGCCCGCGCCCGCGCCCGCUGGAGCUGCACACGGGCAGCUGCACGGCCUGGUCGACUUUGAGGCCUGGCUCGCCUCGGCGCGCGGCGAAGCCGCUGCCCGGCUGGCCGUCGCGGUCGGGGUCGCGGGCAGCACCUACCGCGCCCAGUCCAACGGCCUGCUGUUCCGCCUGGCCCACCAGGACGGCGGCGACCUGGCGGCGGCGGAUCGCGCGGCGGCGGCGCAGCUCAAACGCGUCAUCCAGCUGUCGAACGAGGUGGCGCGCUCGGCGGCGCAGCGCGCGGCCGAGGGGCAGCAGGUGGCGUUGAGCAGCCACGACCGCGAGGCGCACGCGGCGGCGCGCGCGAACCUGGCGCAGGCGGAACUGGCGAUACGCACGGGCUGCAGGGAGGCGCAGCUGCGGGCCUUCGUGGCCAUGUCGGCGCAGCGGCAGCGCGCGCUGGUGCCGCUGCAGCUGGCGAGGAUGCCGAGCGACGAGCAGCGGCGCCAGACGGAGCUCCUGACGCGAGCGCUGGAGGAGCACCGGGCGGGCCUCUUCCCGUCCCAGCCGCGGCCUGGCGUUUAAGAGGCAGCAGCCAAUCUAAGUUGACGUGCAGCGGCCGUGGCCGCCGGAGCAGCAACGGCAGGGGAAGCGGGAAUGGGAGUGGGCGUGGGAGCAAGAGCAGUGCGGGGGCGGCGGAUGCGGAAAAGUGAGCGGCGGCAGCUGGCCCGGCAUUGCCGCCGCCAGGCAGCAGGCGCAAAGUGCGCAAAGGCCUCGUAUGUGUAUGGAGCGCGAGGCGCGUUACCAAGGGCACUGACGCUGGGGCUCUACGGUGCCUGUUCGCAUAUACUUGGUACAGGCACGGCCGCACGCGGCUAGUGCACCCAAAGAGGAACGUUGGGGAUGGACCGGUCAAGUGAAGGGGCGCAGAGGAGGGGGGGCUAAAACUGUUUGGUUUGUGUAUCCAGUCACGCGUUAUUAGUGGCUGGCCGCGCGAAACGCUUGGAUUAUGCGCAUGUUACUGCAAGUACGCAUGUGUUGACAGUUAUGAUGCUUAAGCGGUGCGCGAACAUUCUUUGCAUUAGGCCCGUGUUUGCGGACGCGCGACUCGCGCGCGAGGCCGCCAACCGUCGAGAACGUGCCAGGGGUUCGAGUGGUCUGCGUGCGUGGUGCAGGCCGGGCUCAAUUCUAAGGCGUGAUGAGGAAUGAACGUAUGUGGUGUUGUUUCAUGGAGUAUCUAAGAGCUGGUUGAGCCCCGGUCAAGGCCUUGGCUUCUUGAUGAAGGCCGCGACAUGUCAACGGUUCGAUCGGCCAUGCGCAAAUUAACGCUCAUCACGAUGUCUUGUAAUCACACUGGAUG
Molecule: messenger RNA, 10772 nt
Organism: Chlamydomonas reinhardtii
Lineage: Eukaryota; Viridiplantae; Chlorophyta; Chlorophyceae; Chlamydomonadales; Chlamydomonadaceae
Exons: 9
Coding region: 494-9997 (3167 amino acids)
Cellular component (GO): cytoplasmic ribonucleoprotein granule; nucleus
Molecular function (GO): mRNA binding; RNA endonuclease activity
Source: RefSeq, a predicted model, not a curated record